AUGGGCCUCGCGGCGAAGCUGAGGUCGUGGUCUCAGGAACUGACGGCGUACUUCAUCUACACUCUCCUGAUUGCCACGCUGGGCCCUCUUUUGUUUGGCUAUCACCUGGCCGAGCUCAACGCUCCCCAAGAAGUCAUCACAUGCGCCAAAAAGACUAUCACGACAGCGGCGGGCAAAAGCCGCCAGCCAUCCGCGUCCCUGUCCCUGUCCAUCUCAGGCCUGCCGCAGUGUAUCCCCAUGAACACGGCGCAGAUCGGGCUGGUAUCGUCCAUGUUCACUCUGGGCGGCCUGAUCGGGGCUUUGGCGGCGGGGCCCCUGGCAGCUCGAUACGGCAGACUAGUGGCCAUGCGGGCCAACACAGUCUUGCUCGCGCUGGGACCGGUGGCGGAGGCUUUGGCGCCUAAUAUCGGCGUGCUGGCGGCCGGGCGCUGGGUGUCGGGCCUGGGGGCAGGAGUCGCGGUGGUGGUGGUGCCCAUCUACAUCUCGGAGACGGCGCCGCCGCGCGAGAAGGGCUUCUUCGGCGCCUUCACGCAGAUCAUGACCAACAUGGGCAUCUUCACCACCCAGUUGCUGGGCUACUUCCUCAGCCGCGGGCAGCUGUGGCGCGUGAUCUUGGCCGUUGCCGGCAUGGUCGCCGUCGCCCAAUUUGUCGGCCUCCUCUUCGUCGUCGACAGCCCCGCGUGGCAGGCCGACCACGGCGAUCCGAGACAGGCCCGGGCGAAUCUCAAACGCAUUCGUGGGCCAAAUGUUGAUGUCAACUCGGAGGUUGCGGCGUGGAGAGUACAGCCUGCUGCUGCUGAUGGGACUGAAGAAGAAGAACAGCAGACGCUCCUCGGGAACAGCGACGGCAGCCCUCAAAGGUCGGGCGACCGGCCAACGACACCGGCGAAACACGACCAGGCCCCGGCGCUGGGGAUCCUCGGGGUGCUGAGGUCGCCGACGCAACGACCGGCGAUUGUGGCGGUGGUGAUGGUGAUGCUGGCGCAGCAGCUGUGUGGGAUCAACAGCAUCGUCAUGUACGGGGUGUCGCUGCUGGCGGACCUGCUGGCCAGCAACUCGGCGCUACUCAACAUCCUGGUGAGCAUCCUGAACGUUGUGGCGACGACUGGGUUCGCGCCGCUGGCCGACGUGCUGGGCCGCAAGACGGUCAUCUUGGCCUCGAUCGCCGGCAUGGCCGUGUCGUCGGUCCUGCUGGGCCUGGGCAUCCGCUCAUCCAUUCCCGUCUUGUCGGCCGUCAGCGUGCUGCUGUUCGUCGCCAGCUUCGCCUUUGGCCUGGGCCCCGUGCCCUUCAUCCUGGCCUCGGAGCUCGUUGGGCCCGAGGCGGUCGGCGCCACCCAGUCCUGGGCCCUCGCGGCCAACUGGAUCUCCACCUUCAUUGUCGCGCAGUUCUUCCCCGUGGUCAACGAGCGCCUGGGCAAGGGCGUCGUCUAUUUCGUCUUUGCCGCCCUGGCGGCCGCCUUCUUCCUCUUCAUUUCCUACUUCGUCCCCGAGACCAAGGGGAAGAAGGACGCCGACGAGGUCUGGGGCCGACCUCCCCGGAGAGAAGAUUGA
Molecule: messenger RNA, 1551 nt
Organism: Capronia epimyces CBS 606.96
Lineage: Eukaryota; Fungi; Ascomycota; Eurotiomycetes; Chaetothyriales; Herpotrichiellaceae
Exons: 3
Coding region: 1-1551 (516 amino acids)
Biological process (GO): monosaccharide transmembrane transport
Cellular component (GO): membrane
Molecular function (GO): hexose transmembrane transporter activity
Source: RefSeq, a predicted model, not a curated record